Molecule: messenger RNA, 1998 nt
Organism: Impatiens glandulifera
Lineage: Eukaryota; Viridiplantae; Streptophyta; Magnoliopsida; Ericales; Balsaminaceae
Product: polyubiquitin
Exons: 2
Coding region: 149-1750 (533 amino acids)
Biological process (GO): protein ubiquitination; modification-dependent protein catabolic process
Cellular component (GO): cytoplasm; nucleus
Molecular function (GO): ubiquitin protein ligase binding; protein tag activity
Source: RefSeq, a predicted model, not a curated record
UCUACCAGCCCAGCCUUGAGUCGGCAAGACCACCUAUAAAUAGCCUAUCAUUCACGCCUUUCUUCCUCACUCAGAAUCUGAAUUUCUCAUAAUAUAAUUUCUUCUUUUCCUUUUCAUAUCAAUCGAUCGUUCUCAAUUCUCUCUCAAGAUGCAGAUCUUUGUGAAAACCCUCACAGGAAAGACGAUUACCCUCGAGGUCGAAUCAUCUGAUACCAUCGACAACGUAAAGGCUAAGAUCCAGGACAAGGAGGGAAUUCCUCCGGAUCAACAACGCUUGAUCUUCGCCGGCAAGCAACUGGAGGACGGCCGUACCCUAGCCGAUUACAACAUCCAGAAGGAAUCCACCCUCCAUCUUGUUCUACGUCUGCGUGGUGGCAUGCAGAUCUUCGUCAAGACAUUGACGGGGAAGACCAUUACCCUCGAGGUUGAAUCCUCCGACACCAUCGACAACGUGAAGGCCAAGAUCCAGGACAAAGAAGGAAUCCCUCCGGAUCAGCAAAGGCUCAUCUUUGCCGGAAAGCAGCUUGAGGACGGCAGGACCCUCGCCGAUUACAACAUCCAGAAGGAAUCCACCCUCCAUCUCGUAUUACGUCUGCGUGGUGGUAUGCAGAUCUUUGUUAAGACAUUGACUGGAAAGACCAUUACCCUCGAGGUUGAAUCCUCCGACACCAUCGAUAACGUCAAGGCCAAGAUCCAGGACAAGGAAGGCAUCCCUCCGGAUCAGCAGAGACUCAUCUUCGCCGGCAAGCAGCUGGAAGACGGCAGGACCCUGGCCGAUUACAACAUCCAGAAGGAAUCCACUCUCCACCUAGUCCUACGUCUGCGCGGUGGUAUGCAGAUCUUCGUCAAGACAUUGACUGGAAAGACCAUUACCCUCGAGGUCGAAUCCUCCGACACCAUCGACAACGUCAAGGCCAAGAUCCAGGACAAGGAAGGCAUCCCUCCGGAUCAGCAAAGGCUCAUCUUCGCUGGUAAGCAGCUGGAGGACGGCAGGACCCUGGCCGAUUAUAACAUUCAGAAGGAAUCCACUCUCCAUCUAGUCCUACGUCUGCGUGGUGGUAUGCAGAUCUUCGUCAAGACAUUGACGGGGAAGACCAUCACCCUCGAAGUUGAGUCCUCCGACACCAUCGACAACGUCAAGGCCAAGAUCCAGGACAAAGAAGGGAUCCCUCCGGAUCAGCAGAGACUCAUCUUCGCCGGCAAGCAGCUGGAGGACGGCAGGACCCUGGCUGAUUACAACAUCCAGAAAGAAUCCACCCUUCACCUGGUACUACGUCUUCGAGGUGGGAUGCAGAUCUUCGUCAAGACCCUUACAGGGAAGACUAUCACCCUCGAGGUUGAGUCAUCUGAUACUAUCGAUAAUGUCAAGGCAAAGAUCCAGGAUAAGGAGGGUAUUCCUCCAGAUCAGCAGAGGCUGAUCUUUGCCGGGAAGCAGCUUGAGGAUGGUAGGACACUUGCAGAUUACAAUAUCCAAAAGGAAUCCACCCUUCACUUGGUCCUUCGUCUUCGUGGUGGUAUGCAAAUUUUUGUGAAGACUCUCACAGGGAAGACGAUAACUUUGGAGGUGGAAAGUUCUGAUACCAUUGAUAAUGUGAAGGCAAAGAUUCAGGAUAAGGAGGGAAUUCCCCCAGACCAGCAGAGGUUGAUCUUUGCCGGGAAGCAGUUGGAGGAUGGCCGGACUCUUGCUGAUUACAACAUCCAGAAGGAAUCAACCCUUCACCUUGUCCUGCGUCUUCGUGGUGGAUUCUGAGAAUUGUCAUCUCUGUCUGGUUGGUUGUUUGGUGUUUUAAGAUUGUGUUUUCUGUGUUGGUGUUGCGUUUAAUAAGUUUCUUUGUUAUGUGGUAUUAUGUUGUAAGACUUUAAAGGAAGGGGGGUUUCCCUUACAAAUUUCGUAAUGUUUCUAUUUGGUGUGUACUGAAAAUGUGCGUCUUGUUGAUUUAUGCUGAUGAAAUGUAUAAUAGGGUCAAGCUGUUUGUUCAUUAAGAUCCUGUUUGACUC